Messenger RNA from Sitodiplosis mosellana (orange wheat blossom midge), 881 nucleotides. RefSeq names its product U1 small nuclear ribonucleoprotein C (gene snRNP-U1-C). Bases 249 to 698 code for a protein of 149 amino acids. Gene Ontology annotation, molecular function: zinc ion binding; pre-mRNA 5'-splice site binding. Gene Ontology annotation, biological process: mRNA 5'-splice site recognition; mRNA splicing, via spliceosome; spliceosomal snRNP assembly. The transcript is spliced from 4 exons. Lineage: Eukaryota; Metazoa; Arthropoda; Insecta; Diptera; Cecidomyiidae. The record is from RefSeq and is a predicted model, not a curated record. Gene Ontology annotation, cellular component: U1 snRNP; nucleus.
UCGCAGAUUUUGACACAUCUAUCAUUGUAUCUAUCAUUGUAAACGUUUAACCGGAGAACGAAGCUGGCGAAAAGUACAGUAUUUUUUUUAUUUUUCUGGAAAAGUAUGCAAAAAACAAAGAGGUUUACUAAAGGAAAGUGAAUCAAGAAGCUGCCAUUUAUCGAAUUAUUUUGGAAUUUUUCCCCCAAUUCCAACGAAUCAGCUUGACCCGUUCCACAAACAGAAGCAACAACGGCACCGCAAACAAAAUGCCAAAGUAUUAUUGUGAUUAUUGCGACACAUAUUUGACACACGACUCGCCGAGUGUGCGGAAAACACAUUGCAUUGGUCGCAAACACAGAGACAAUGUCAAGUUUUACUAUCAAAAAUGGAUGGAAGAACAGGCACAGCAUUUGAUUGAUGCCACCACUGCGGCAUUCAAAGCCGGCAAAAUCGCACAGAAUCCAUUCUCAAAUCCACCUCCAAAUAUGACGGCCGUUCCACCGCCCACUGGAUUUGGACCACCACGAAUGAUGCCACCACCAGGUAUGCCACCAAUGGGAAUGCCGCCUGGUAUGAUGCCACCCGGAAUGCGCCCAGGUCAAAUGCCUGGUGGGAUGCAAGGCGGACCAAUGCGUAUGCCACCGCUCACUGCUAUGCGUCCACCUAUGAUGGCUCCACCACCACAGCUCAGUCAGUCUGCUCCGGGAGACGAUUAGGACGCGACGAAAUUGACAUAAUUUAGGGUUUAAAUUGCGCAGAUUCCAUUCGGUGUGAAUUGCCGACUGAAUAUAAUUUCGAUUAUUUUUAAUGUAAUGUCUCUUAUUUGAUUACUAUGAUGAAAUGGAAAUAAUAAAUAUAUUUGAAACUAAGCAAUUGUUCGUUUCAUAAUAAAACUUUUA